AUAUUAUUUGUAUGUUACACUUACAAAAUACAAAUAUUGAAAUAUUUCGAUGACGAAUUUAUAAUAAUUUAUUACAGAAUGUGUUAAAUGUCUACUAGAAUUUUGAGUAGCCUUGGCUUUCGACUUAUGUGAAAACGUAUAGUUGUUAUUUUAUUAUUGUGAUAAAAUUAAUGUGACAUUUUCAUUUAUUGAAACAUUUCAAAAAUGCCGGAACCAGUCGAAGAAGUUCCGUCAAUCGGCAUUAUAUAUCCACCGCCCGAAGUAAGGAAUAUUGUUGAUAAAACUGCAAGUUUUGUCGCGAGAAAUGGACCUGAAUUUGAGUCACGUAUUAGACAAAACGAACUUGGAAAUCCUAAGUUCAAUUUUCUUACUCAAGGAGAUCCUUACCAUGCAUAUUAUUUGCAUAAAGUCAAAGACCUUAAAGAGAAAGCAGCACAAGAACCAACAUUACCGCCUAAAGAAACUAAAAGUGUAUCAACAGCUACACAACUAAAACAACAAGAGUUACUCAAACAAGUCCAAGAAUCUGUUUUCGUUCCAAAAGAUCCACCUGAAGAAUAUGAAUUUAUUGCCGAUCCUCCAUCUAUAUCGGCACUUGAUUUAGAUAUAGUUAAGCUUACAGCAUUAUUUGUUGCACGAAACGGACGGCAAUUUCUAACAAACUUGAUGGCACGAGAGCAGCGUAAUUUCCAGUUUGAUUUUUUGAGGCCACAACACUCGCUAUUUCAGUACUUCACUAAACUUCUCGAGCAAUAUACCAAAGUUCUAAUGCCUCCUAAAGAUUUAUUGAGAUAUUUAAAAGAAGAAAGCCUCGAUAGGCAAACAAUUUUAGAUAAUGUCAAGUAUCGUUCUGAAUGGCAAAAGCAUCAAGACGCUCUACGCAGAAAAGAAGAACAAUUGAUUGAGAAAGAAAGAUUGGCUUAUGCUCAGAUCGAUUGGCAUGAUUUUGUUGUUGUCGAGACUGUAGAUUUUCAACAUGGUGAAAUCGGCAAUUUCCCGCCGCCUACUACACCCGACCAAGUCGGUGUGCGAACAUUGAUGCAGGAACGAGUUGACAAUGGAGAGGCAGGUAAUGAAUUGAGCGACGCUGAAGAUAAUAAUAUGCAAGUUGAUAGUGAUGAUGAAAUGGAAAACAGAACUGGAAAUAGAAUGUAUGCUCCUGAAAGCGAACUCAGAGUGCCAGGUGAAGAGAAAUCUAGUCGAGACAAUAACCAGGUACAAGAUAUGGACGAAUCAUCGAGCGAUGAAGAGAGCGAUUUGCCACCUGGCGUUUCUAAAUCUGAUAGUCGCUCCAGUCAAAUGAAUCAACCACCCGUACCUGAAAAGGUUAUUGUAAAGAAGGGAUACAAUCCUAAACAAAUUGUCCGAGCUCCGGUUAAAGCACCGCCAGAAGAAUAUUUAAUAUCUCCUAUAACUGGUGAAAAGAUUCCAGCCAGCAAAGUACAAGAGCACAUGAGAAUUGGACUGCUAGAUCCACGUUGGGUAGAACAACGAGAUAAACAUAUAAGCGACAAAAUGAAUCAAGAAUCUGUGUAUGCUCCGGGUACUGCUAUUGAGGCGAGUUUGAAACAAUUGGCCGAACGUCGUACCGAUAUUUUCGGUGUCGGCGUGGAAGAAACUGCAAUUGGUAAGAAAAUUGGAGAGGAAGAAACAAGAAAAGACGAUAAGGCUACAUGGGAUGGCCAUACGUCCAGCGUAGAAGCAGCAACUCGAGCAGCGAGAGCUAACAUAACAUUAGAAGAUCAAAUCCAUCAAAUACACAAAGUGAAAGGACUGAUUCACGACGAAGAAAAAGAAAAGAUUGGGCCAAAACCUGUGUCAGGUACAGUAACCAUUUCGCAUCCACCCACUUCUCAAGCUGUUUCCGUUCAAAUGACGAUGGCCAACAAUAUGCAAAACGCCAUGAUGCAACCUCAUCCGCCCAAUAUGAUGCAGCCCCCAAUGAUGCUUGUUCAACAACAGCAACAACAACAACAACAAAUGAUGGUACCACAAGGUCAGCCGUAUCAAGUGAUGCAACCACAAAUGCCACCAAAUCCGUUUUUGGGCGCAGCUCGUGGUAUGAUGCAACAGCAACCGCCAUUGCCGACGGGUCCGCCUAGCAUGAUGAAACACGGUAUGGAAAUGAUGGAAGAUGAACCCCUGAUGAAGAAACAAAAAACCGAAGAUUCGUUGGAACCAGAAUUACAAUUUUUGAUGAAGUUUAAUGGUCCAGUUAUGUUUAAUGUUUCUACUCCAGUUCUGACCGACAAACCCGAAUGGAAAUUAAAUGGACAGCUCUUGAACAUCACGUUACCACUCCAAGAAACUGUGUCGGUAAUAAAAACAAAAAUCCACGAGCUAACAGGAAUGCCACCAGGAAAACAAAAAUUGCAAUGUGAUGGAUUGUUUUUUAAGGAUUCCAAUACCAUGGCUUACUACAAUAUCGGGCCUGGAUCGACUAUUCACUUACAAUUAAAAGAGCGCGGUGGUCGUAAAAAGUAGUCUAAAUAUAAUUUUUUUUUUUUUAUUAUUCAAUAAUAUAUAUUAUAAAUUACAUAAAAAUAAAUCUUAAAUUUAUCAACAACAACGUUUAUAAAAUGUUUAACAAAAUCUAUCACAUUUUACUUAGCAAUAUCCGAUAGCACUUGUUUGAUAAUAUUGUUGUACCGUUCAACCAUCGGCGUGUAUAUCUGUAAGACAAAACCGAAACAUUCUCGUUAGGUUUUGUUUUUAUUGUACAAACGUUUAAUACAUUGUAAUACGCACUUGGUAAGCAUCUUUA
This is a messenger RNA of Adelges cooleyi (spruce gall adelgid), 2764 nucleotides long. It is a transcript of the gene Sf3a1, whose product is annotated as splicing factor 3A subunit 1. The record is from RefSeq and is a predicted model, not a curated record. NCBI's taxonomy places the organism in Eukaryota, Metazoa, Arthropoda, Insecta, Hemiptera, Adelgidae. Gene Ontology annotation, molecular function: protein binding; RNA binding. The transcript has 13 exons. The coding region runs from base 205 to 2484 and encodes 759 amino acids. Gene Ontology annotation, biological process: regulation of alternative mRNA splicing, via spliceosome; mRNA cis splicing, via spliceosome. Gene Ontology annotation, cellular component: U2-type prespliceosome; catalytic step 2 spliceosome; U2 snRNP.